Messenger RNA from Rhipicephalus sanguineus (brown dog tick), 1763 nucleotides. Its product is annotated as aldehyde dehydrogenase, mitochondrial. The transcript has 12 exons. The coding region runs from base 140 to 1699 and encodes 519 amino acids. The record is from RefSeq and is a predicted model, not a curated record. Gene Ontology annotation, molecular function: aldehyde dehydrogenase (NAD+) activity. Lineage: Eukaryota; Metazoa; Arthropoda; Arachnida; Ixodida; Ixodidae.
GUUUCCUGCUGCGCUGGUUGAAUUUGCAAUCGCAGCAGGGGAGGCACUUGUAGUUGUCACACGCUGUCGCGUGGCAGACAGUUGAAACCGGCUCCCGGUGCGUAAGCGAGCAUCCGCGCGGAACUUCGAGGCAUCAGCCAUGCUUAUGAGAGCAGCGGCGCGUAAUUUGUCGCUUCUCAGACGGUGCGGCGUAUACCAUCAAUCCACCGCCGCCGUUUCAGUAGAGCCUGUGCGGAAUCCUGACAUCGCCUAUAAUCAGAUAUUUAUCAACAAUGAAUGGCACAACUCGGCGUCGGGCAAAACCUUUCCCACUGUCAAUCCUACGUCGGGAGAAGUGAUUACUCACGUGCAGGAAGGUGACAAGGCUGAUGUGGACAAAGCUGUGCAAGCAGCCAAGAAGGCAUUCGAAUUGGGAUCCGAAUGGCGCACCAUGGACGCCUCCGACCGAGGCGUUCUGCUAAAUCGUCUUGCUGACUGUAUUGAACGAGAUCGCUGCCUCAUUGCUAGCUUGGAGACAUUGGACAACGGCAAGCCCUUUGCAGAUGCUUACAACAUUGACCUACCUCUUGUUAUCAAGUGCCUCAGGUAUUAUGCUGGCUAUGCAGACAAAAACCAUGGCAAGACUAUCCCACUUGAUGGCAGCUACUUCGCGUACACACGUCAUGAGCCUGUUGGUGUGUGCGGGCAGAUUAUUCCUUGGAAUUUCCCAGCACUUAUGCAGGCCUGGAAGCUUGGCCCUGCACUCGCAAUGGGCAACACCGUGGUGAUGAAGCCAGCCGAGCAAACCCCACUGUCGGCACUUCAUGUGGCCUCUCUUGUGGCCGAGGCUGGCUUCCCACCAGGUGUGGUUAAUGUGGUGCCUGGUAUGGGCCCUACAGCAGGAGCAGCCAUUGCAGCUCACAGGGAUGUUGACAAGAUUGCCUUCACGGGUUCAACUGAGGUCGGCCAAUUGGUGAUGGAGACUGCGGCUAGGUCAAACCUGAAGAAGGUCACAUUGGAACUGGGUGGCAAGAGUCCCAACAUUGUUUUCAAGGAUGCUGACUUGGACGAGGCCAUAGAGACUUCACAUUUUGGACUGUUCUUCAACCAAGGCCAGUGCUGCUGCGCUGGCUCACGCAUUUUUGUGGAGGGCGCCAUCUACGAUGACUUUGUGGCUCGCAGUGUGGAACUUGCUAAGCAGAGAGUUCUCGGUGACCCCUUCGACGCCAACACCACACAGGGACCCCAGGUGGACCAAGAACAGCUGGGAAAAAUCUUGAAACUGAUUGACAGUGGCAAGAGUGAGGGAGCCCGCCUAUUGUGCGGAGGAGCCAGGCAUGGGUCACGAGGCUACUUUGUUGAACCAACUGUCUUCUCGGAUGUUAAAGACGGCAUGCGCAUUGCCAGGGAAGAGAUAUUUGGACCUGUAAUGCAAAUUUUGCGUUUUGAAAACAUUGAUGAGCUGAUUGAACGUGCAAACCGAACUGAGUAUGGAUUGGCUGCAAGCCUCUUCACACGAGACCUUGAGAAGGCAUUGCAUUUUUCAUCUGGGAUCAAAGCUGGAACUGUCUGGGUGAACUGCUAUGAUGUGUUGACUGCACAAGUACCCUUCGGUGGCUACAAGAUGUCUGGCAUUGGCCGUGAACUUGGGGAAUACGGCCUUGAAGCUUACACCCAAGUGAAGUCGGUGAUCAUGAAGAUGGGACAGAAGAACAGCUAAGCUGAAAUAUACGUCACUUUGUGCUGUUGCAUAUAACCUGUUUUUUUAUAUUCCCGGUACAAUA